Messenger RNA from Chironomus riparius, 372 nucleotides. NCBI's taxonomy places the organism in Eukaryota, Metazoa, Arthropoda, Insecta, Diptera, Chironomidae. The record is from the annotation of a GenBank genome assembly.
AUGCAAUGCAGACAAACAAUUUUUUUGAAUAUUUACACGACACAUGCUUCAAGAAGAAGUAAUUUUAUAAAACAAAAGAGUGGAAAAGAAUAUAAAGGAUCAAGAAGACCAAAAAUCACGCAAACAUUUAAUAGUGUAGAAAAUGAAGAUAUAAUUAAAUCAGCAACACAAACAGAAGAAAGUCUUCUUAAGAUAUUUGAUGAUAAUGAAAAUAAAGAUGAACAGUUUAGUGAAGAUUUUGGAAUAACAUCCAAAAUUGCUUAUAAUUACAACAAUAAAGUAAUUACAGAAAAUUCAGAGUUUGAAAUAACAAAUGAAAAAGCACGACUCAGUUUAAACAAAAAAAUUGAUGUAAAUCGUGAAGAAAAUUAA